Danaus chrysippus (African queen) is the source of this 807-nucleotide messenger RNA. The record is from the annotation of a GenBank genome assembly. NCBI's taxonomy places the organism in Eukaryota, Metazoa, Arthropoda, Insecta, Lepidoptera, Nymphalidae.
UUGAUAGUUACUUACCGCUUAUCGGUCAUAGUGCAGUUCAUUCAUAUAAUAAAUAUUUUUCUACAUAGUGCCGACGAAGGUCUUAUCACAGUUGAUGUUUCGAAAGACGUCGUAGAGGAUUCUAUGACAACAAUGACCCAAAGUGAAAUUCCACCAGAUUUAAUACAAUCAGUAAACGAUGGUACUGAAGAUGAUGCAACGAAAUUAACUCUUGCUUAUGAAAAUCUAUAUGAACUGCCAAGAACUAUAGUGGAGAGAUUUUCGGAUCACAUUAUUUAUUUGGAUAUCAGUCACAACAAAAUUACAAAUUUAGAUGCACUAGUUCAUUUCAAGCACUUGACGUCCCUUAUAGCUGAUGACAACCCAAUCACUGAAAAUUGUCUUCUGCCUCCCAUGCCAAAGCUGCAAUUGCUAUGGUUGAACAGAUGUAAGAUAUCAUCUUUAUAUCCAUGGGUGGGUAAACUUAAAGAGUCUUGCCCAAAUUUGCAGUAUCUGUCCCUCAUGGGUAAUCCGGCAGCGCCUAGUUAUUUUAAUGGUGGAACAUUCUAUGAGUACCUACAAUACAGGCUUUUCGUUGUAUCCCAGUUUCCCUCCCUUACUCAUCUGGAUGACAGAAAAGUGACAGAUGACCAGCGUUCAGAAGCCCACAGAUUAUAUAAGAGGCCAUUACUUGAGAGGAUUAUCAAACCUGGCUCAGGAAGUCUAUCUCAACUGAUGACCAGUUCCGUAACUUGGAAUUCAGUUCAUAAUAAGCUAUCAUCCUUGUGGGGAAAAGAUAGAAAUCAAGGAAGAAAUUUACUUAUAUAA